Messenger RNA from Closterium sp. Naga37s-1, 465 nucleotides. NCBI's taxonomy places the organism in Eukaryota, Viridiplantae, Streptophyta, Zygnematophyceae, Desmidiales, Closteriaceae. The record is from the annotation of a GenBank genome assembly.
AUGCGAAUUCACACUCGAGCCAGAGUUACCCGCGUGAAGCUGCAGGCAGCACCGGGCAGUCAGGAAUGCGAAGAACCGACAGAGCAGAAUGUGCUCACACCCCCCUCGCUCGCCACGAGCGCCUACCGACCACCACAGCACAUCCAUGCCGCGCACCCACACACGCACAACAUGCACACACUGGUGGAGAUCGCCCUCGACCUGGGCCGUCGGCAAGUCGCACGGUUCCCCGUGGGUGACACUUUUGUGAGUGAAGAGGUGGUAACAGCGGGCGGCAUUGAGUGCUCGCAGGUAGCGCCCUCAUUAUCUCCCUCUCCCCUCGUCCCCCUCUCCCCUCCUUCCCUCUCCGCGCCUUCCCCUCCAGGCAGGUUGGAGAGUUCGGGUGCGCACCUGCGGUGUGCACGGCCAACAGCGUGUGCCCGCCCUCGUGGUACGCCGUCAGGCAGCGCGUCUGCGGGGAGAUGA